This is a messenger RNA of Amyelois transitella, 3235 nucleotides long. It is a transcript of the gene MED24, whose product is annotated as mediator of RNA polymerase II transcription subunit 24. Lineage: Eukaryota; Metazoa; Arthropoda; Insecta; Lepidoptera; Pyralidae. Bases 175 to 3099 code for a protein of 974 amino acids. The transcript has a single exon. The record is from RefSeq and is a predicted model, not a curated record. Gene Ontology annotation, molecular function: transcription coregulator activity. Gene Ontology annotation, cellular component: mediator complex.
GUUUCGUUUGCCUAUGCUGCUAAAAUUAUAUUGUUGACUGGAAAUGUGAACAUGUGUUUAAAGGGACGCCUAUAUUCUUUACACAAAUGGUGUACAAACUAUAAAUGAUCUUACUAAUGUGACAUUGUGAAAACAGAAAAAUAUUUCGCCAUUUGUGACUGCAGGCCUGUGAUCAUGGAUGCCUCAAAGAUUACAAGUAAAACAAGCUCUUUGAAGGCUUUGAUUCUUAAAGCUUGGCGAGAAAGAUGGACAGAUAUUCAAUGGGGUAUAAAUAUCAAGACAAUUUUACCUAGAGGCGUAAGUGGAGACCUUUAUAACCUAGCUGAUUGUAUUCUUCAGCAAGCCAUGGUAGGUUGUGGAGCCAACCAGUUAGUAAUAUCCUACUUGAAACAUUCACUUGCAUCACAUCUUGUGUCAUAUGCAGCAGUGCUACAGAGAAUAUCAAAAUUCGACGCUUUCCAUAAACCUCACUGUAUUUUGAGCCUUUUGGAGUUUUUAGAAGGUUUCCUUGACAAUAUAACAUGCAGGGGUAAGAUGGAAGAAGAAGUACUCGCGUAUGCGGUAUCAUCAAUUAUUUUGUGGCUUUUCCAAGUUUACCAUUACUCACUCAGUAAAUAUACAGCAUCAAAUCCAAUUCAGAGUCAAGAAUUGCUUGAGAAGUCCACAUCCAUACUCAAUUCAAUAGUCAAUACGGAUUUUUUGGUUGCUAUGUUUUAUCUUGCCAAACAAAAUGAUCCAGAUGAAUAUAGUAAGGUUACUAAGAAAUGCCAAGAAAUCUCAACUUUUAUUAUGAUGAAUACUCAGUUCAAGGCCCCAGUGACCUUACAUGAGACUUUACAAAAAAUAUGUAACAUGGAUAUAGAUAAAAUUGCACCAUUAAAUAUUAAGAUGGAAACAGUGGGACAUUGUCUGCAGGCACUCAUUGCAGUAAAUUUAUUAGCAAACCCAAGUGCAGACUCUCAACUAUUGACGAGCCAACUACUUAUGGUUAAACGCAUAAAAGGAUAUACAUUGUCAAGACUGUAUUGUGAAUUGAUCCGAUCCUGUUUUAUUUCUCUCAAUGAUUCUUGUAAGACUGCUUCAAACCAAGCAUUAUGGGCAGCUUUUACUUUCGUGAAGGUCCCUCAAGUUAUGUACAAUUUACAUAGUAUAUGUGGUACUGCAAGCAAAGAAGGCGAAUAUUCUGUGGAAGUCGUGGAAGCAUUUGAGAAGCUGUUGCAGUCAACUCCUCUUCUGGAUAUUGUUGAUGUAAAGAGUUCAUGUAAUAGUAUCAUAACUUUAAUCGAACCUCUUGUUAAGUUGAAUGUAUUAUCAGAAAGCCAUUUGGCAUAUUUUAAUAAACGACGAGAAACAAAAGAUAUGAAACUGCAGAAAUUAGAGCCUACUGGUCUUCAAGCACCAAUACCAGUCUUUAUUACAAGGGCAGAGCCAACACUUGCUGGUAUCUUAAAAACACUUGCUAGCGACUUCAGUAAGAUUCAUGAUUCACUGAAUCCAAUGCUGUGUCAGAUUGUUGGUGGAGGAACUUUGGAAAAGAUCCUAGCUGUAGCAACAGUAGAGGGAAAGUUGAAGUUAAUAGUCUCAAGGCUCAUAAAACUGAAUGAAUUUGCCAUCCAUUCAUCCAAUGAAAAAGGAGCAUCUCAGUCAAAAGUAGCGAGUUUUGACAUAUCAUUUCUCAUUCUCUGCUUCAUAGUCCAAGAAUAUGGUGCUGAUGCUGUUUUAGAGGAAAAUGGAGAUAGUUUCUUCGAACACUGGGUUAGAGAUUGUAUGCCACAAAAAGGAGUCCAUAAACCACCAGAUCAAAUAUUGCAGAAAUGUGAUUUGCAAUUUGUUGAUGUUUUCAUUCGACAUCUGAGCGCACCAGACUUUGACUUUAAGAAUAUUAAUAUGAAACCGCAUGAUUUGUGUGAGAAUGUGGCUGGUGUUAUAAGAGAAGUCUUGUUUGCUUGGGAACAAGGAUCACUAUCAGCUGGAGAUGUCAAGCGGAUGCUUGAUUCUCUGAGGCAAAAGAUGACUUCUUUAGCUGUUUGUGCCUCUGUCUGGCUUUGUGCCUACAUCAAUGUGGUUCAUCAAGAUGCAUUCCUGAAACCAAUGAAUAUGGUUCAACAAUUCUUAACACCACCAAAUGACGUCGAGAAACAAAUUGAGACUUUUAAGGAAAGAUCAGUUUUGAUGACUCACAUUAUAAAGAAAAUGCAAUAUGACAUCCAUCCAUCUUCAGCGCCCAAGUCGAAAACGGCUUCUACAUUCCACAAUAUAAUAUCAAGGCAGCCUAUUUUAGAGCAGUUACAGACUAUAUGGGAGGACAUAAAAUCAAGGGGCUAUCUUCACAUUGAUGCAACACAUAAUUUUGAGUGUUUAUUAAAUACGACAGGACCAGUAUGGUUUGUAACACAUUUAGUAAAGGAAACCCUAAAGUUCAGAUACCAGGAAGAUCUUGAUAGAUCAGUGGACAUAGUUUUUGCUAUACUACAUUUAGAUAUUGAAAAAUGUACUGAGGCUUUGUUACUGCAUGUUCUGCCUCAGUAUUUGUACAAUGCCAAGUUAUGUGAAGAGCUUGUUGAGCCACAAUCAACUAUUUUGGCCAAACUGUCAGUUUAUUGCAUUUAUGCUGCAUUAGAACACAGUAAUGCAAAUAAAUUACAUAAUUCUAGAAAACGUCGGCAUGACGAUUCAGAUGAUAUGGAUGUGACAUCGAGUAAAGUGCGGAGGCUUAAUGAUAAUAGUUCAGACAGCAGUGGUUACUAUGGGCAAGGCCAAAAUGUUUCAGGGGUGACCUUGAAAGAGCCGUUACAAUCGGCUUUAGAGACACUAUACACGUCUUUUUCCCAAUUGGCUGGGAAGAAUGGCGACGUCACCCCACAGACACAUUUUAUACUUCAGUUUUUGUCGUACGUCGUCUCUUGUGGACAUGAAAGAGCGCAUUUAGUUCUGCAAAAGAUGCCAAGUGAAUUGGUCCCCACUUUGAUAAAGGCUCUUCCAGAAGGUUUUAAUAUAAGCUUGAUUCUAAGGCUGCAUGACUUGUCUAGCCCUUAUGGUAGAAAAGAUACUGCUAGGGAUCUUUGUCUAUUGAGAAAUAUGCGGUUGAGGCCUGAUUAAAAUGUAUGGAAUUUUUAAAUACUAUUUUUAUUGUAUUUGCAUAAUUAAUUUAAUGUUUUGUGAUUUUUUUACAAGCAAUUUAUUUUCAUGAGUCUCUUGAGAGAGUCUGGAUGUUUUAUUCUAAAAUAAAGUUAUU